UGAAAAGUUUAUGUUACAAUGCAGAAACAUAUUCGCAAUAUAGUGACGACAAAAUAAAUGAUGAAUACGCGGCUUAUGAAUAUGAACGCAUGUGCAACAGCUACCUGUCUACGAAGCACCAAGUCCGAAGAGAUAAAAACCUCGGGGCUACUUAGAGCUACCGAUGGAUCUUUCUCCGUGUUUGUACCUGUUUCUUAUUUUUAUUUCAACAGUCGAGUUGGCCUAAAUCUUCCAUCGAAAAGUUCAUUUUAUCGCUUUAUAAUCUGGCGAAAUAUUAAUAAAUACAAAAAAUGCAUUUCACAAUCAUAUGAUAGAAACAUUAGUUCAAACUAAGAAACUUGGAUUAUCAUCGUACAAUAGUUUUACAAUAAGGGUGCCACCGAAGAGAAACGUUUAACCUAAGCUAUGUUCCAAGUCCAAUUUAAUUCUAAGAUUCAUCUAAGGUUAGGAUUUGUAUGUACUCCAAAGGAUUAUUUUUCAUUCUUUAGUGAUUUGGUCGGUUUUUAGUAUCAACACGCUUUUGAUAAUACUUUUAAGUUUACAUUUAAGAAAAUCUACAUUAUAAGACAUUAUGCAAUAUAAUAUAUCAGACAUAAGCCAGUAAUGUCUGUCCCUUCUUCAUCGUCUAAUAAGAUAAGUGACAGUAAAUCAGGUGGUACUAGUCCAAGUCCUGCAGAAGGUAUUGAAGGUGUACCAGGGCCUAGUUCCUUAGAACCUAUGCAUUUUGUUUUACCACAAGAUGGAGAGUCCGAGGAUUAUGGUGAAGAUGGUGAAGAAGAAGAGGAUGAUACCAGUGAAGAAGAUAGUGAAAUCAGUGACACUGGGAUAUUUUGUGACACGGAAUGUGAACCUGAUCUUGAAAGUACUAAUUGUUCAUUGUCUGCAUCACAAACACAGUCACUUACACAACGGGUACAGAGUGCUAUUUUACAUACCUGUGUGCCACUCGAUGUUGUUCAACCUCAAAGGAAGCGUAAAAGUGAAACAGAAUCUAGUUUACCUUGUAAAAAACUUAAUCCAGAAGAUAAGUCACAUUCUAUGAUUAUUAAAAAAGUAGACGACAAAAGUAAACAUACGAGGUGUGUCAUUCCAACAAAAGAUAACCCUCCACCUGAAAUGAGCGAUUGGCUUCUCCAAUUUCAGAGGUGGUCAAAUGCAGAGAGAAUGUUAGCUAUAGAUGAAUUAAUUGAAAGGUGUGAACCAACACAAGUGCGACAUAUGAUGCAGGUGAUAGAGCCUCAGUUCCAGAGAGAUUUCAUAUCAUUAUUGCCAAAGGAGUUGGCCUUGUCGGUAUUAGCUUUCUUAGAGCCAAGGGAUCUUUUACGUGCUGCGCAGACGUGUCGUAAUUGGCGAUUCCUUGCUGACGAUAAUUUACUGUGGAAAGAAAAGUGCAGAGCCGCUGGUAUAGGAGAUUUAAAAGACUUGCCUCCAGUAAAACGUAAAAACUGUAGAAAUUCCGGUAAUACGUCAUCCCCAUGGAAGCAGGCAUAUAUGAGGCAGCACAAUAUUAAAAUGAAUUGGAGGACAAAACCAAUUCGUACGCCAAAAGUUUUAAAAGGCCACGACGAUCAUGUUAUUACGUGUCUUCAGUUUUCGGGUAAUCGCAUAGUAAGCGGUUCUGAUGACAAUACUCUAAAAGUGUGGUCUGCUGUUACCGGCAAGUGCCUAAGGACAUUAGUUGGACACACGGGCGGUGUGUGGUCCUCUCAAAUGUCCGGUACUACUGUAAUCAGUGGUAGUACGGAUCGUACGUUAAAAGUAUGGAAUGCUGAAACUGGCCAAUGCAUUCACACUUUAUAUGGACAUACGUCAACCGUGAGAUGUAUGCACUUGCACGGUAAUAAAGUAGUCAGUGGUAGUAGAGAUGCUACAUUAAGGGUGUGGCAAGUGGAUACUGGUGAAUGUUUACAUGUGCUCGUGGGCCAUUUGGCAGCUGUUAGAUGCGUGCAAUACGACGGAAAGUUAGUAGUGAGUGGAGCUUAUGAUUAUGUGGUUAAAGUUUGGAAUCCAGAACGCGAGGAGUGCCUUCAUACUCUACAAGGACAUACAAACCGUGUCUAUUCCCUUCAAUUUGAUGGUGUACACGUUGUUAGUGGUUCUUUGGAUACAAGCAUAAGAGUAUGGGAAGUUGAAACCGGUGCAUGUAGACAUACUUUGAUGGGACAUCAAUCCCUCACAUCAGGAAUGGAAUUACGUAAUAAUAUUUUAGUGUCUGGAAACGCAGAUUCGACGGUUAAAGUUUGGGAUAUCGUUAGUGGUCACUGCCUUCAAACUCUUUCUGGUCCAAAUAAGCAUCAGUCUGCAGUUACUUGCCUUCAGUUUAACAGUCACUUUGUAAUUACUUCAUCCGACGAUGGCACGGUUAAACUUUGGGACGUUAAAACUGGGGAUUUUAUAAGGAAUUUGGUUGCGUUGGAAAGCGGCGGAAGUGGUGGUGUUGUGUGGAGAAUACGUGCAAGUGAUACAAAACUGGUGUGUGCAGUGGGUAGCCGUAACGGCACAGAGGAGACCAAACUACUUGUUCUCGACUUUGACGUAGAGGUAAAAUAGUGCACUUUUUUGCAGAUGAAACUGCUCUCCUCUGUGACUUCUGUACAUACUCUGAUUAGGUAGCGCAAACAAUCUCUUGUACAAUGAUUCAUGUAUUACGUGGCGUGAUUGUGAUAAGAAUGUAUGUCGAUAACUCGAAGGGAGAUCGUGAAAAGUCAGACGUGAUUCUGUAGUUGCUACAAAUGAUCUCCAAAGUGGUAGAAUGUUCAAACCGAAGGCAUUAAUUAUAUUAAUUAUGGAGUGUAUUAACACUGGGUUUACGGAACGCGUCACCUUGACGCGCAUUGAAUUUUAUAAAUUGAAUUUUAUAUUUUAUUGUUUGUUAAACGUUUACGUCGAUUUUUAUUGAUGCAAUUGAACGAAUAUGUAUCCUGAUUAUCUAUUUUUAAAUCGCUAUUUUCCGAGAUCUAAAUAAACGAACAUCUAUUGUUCUAGGAACAAUAGAAUAAACUGCACAAUAAAUGUCUGUAAACCUAGUGUUAAUCAUGGUGUACAAAUAUGAAAUUUCAAAGACUCAACAAAUUAUGAAGAACGAGGAGCUUAUCAGUGUACUAUUGUAUUAUUGCUGUUAUGAAAUCUAAAGGAAAUCGCUAGCAAUUUAAAUAAAAUCAGCCCACGUUAUAAAUAUUAUGAUUACAUAACGAUUUGUAUGGGCAUUUAGGAAAGUAUUUUUAACACUACAGAAAGAAAGAUUUCUUACCAUAUUUGUCAAGCUUAUAGAUGAAAAUAUCGCAUAAAGAAUCUCAAAUUCUUGAAAAAUAAAGGUCAAGUUCAAAUAAAAGAUAAAGCAAGACAGAAAAAAGUAAGGAAUAUGGAAUGAAAUAGUAAAUUUGAGUAAAUCAUGAAAGUGAAAUAAAAUGACUAAGCGAAGGUUCUUUUUUCUUUUUAUAUAAGAAUUUUUUAAAAUCUGUUAUACAUAAUUAGGCUUAUUUAAAUUCUUUAUUAAUAUUGAUCAUUGAUGAUAAUUAUGCAUAAUUUAUUGAAAAACGUAAAUAUUAUCUAAUAGCUUUGUAAUGAAAUGUACACACUGCUUUUUAUUUCAUUUGAUUUGUUUUGUUUCAUAGACAUCAGAGUUUGGUAUCUUUAUCGUCUGGAAUGUCUAUAGGCAAAAUUCAUAUGAUACCGUAAAAUUGUAACAUGUAUCGAAUUUUUCAAUUUAAAAAUGCAUCUGUGAAAAUCACAGCGAUUUCUAAUAUUUUAUCGAUAUUAACGUUAUCUUGCAUUAUUAUCUGUAACAUUUUCUUAUUUUAAUCAUUGAUCGGAGCAUUAGAACGUGUUACAUACCUACCUACAAGGAAUUUGUGCUAUAACAUUAUCCUCAUAUAAGGAACAAAAUCCGACAAUGCCUCUGUCUUUUCCAAAUUUGCAAACUUUACCAUGAUCGGUUACCAAUUUACGCAUAUCUACAUGUAUCAGGAUUGUCAUACCUUUUUACAAUUAUCUUACUGCUGCUCGUGUAUAAUUGUAGAAAAAUAUUUAUAAAUUUUAAUCUAUAAAUUCAAAUACUUUUAUGAAUAUUGAUCACUUCAGGCCAUACAUAUUGCACUUUAUUUUACUUUUAUAUUUUUCAUAAAUAUUAUGCAUAGUAUUUGCCUAAUAUAAAUAUAAUAGCAUAAAUAUUUACCACAACUAAUGGAUAUAGUUUAUUUAUAUUGUCCUUGUACAUGUAGAUAGUGUUUUCAUAAUUUUUAUGAAAAGGUAAUCGUAUCUGUUGAUAAAAGGUUAUACCACCAUAUGCAAUUAUUUGUCCAAAAUAUUCGUAAAAUAUGUAACAAUUUUCUGCACGUACAGCAUUAAAAAAGAUCAUUUCUAACAAGAAUUAAUUCAUGAUAAUGAUUUAAUUGGACUAUCAGAAAAUCAAUAUCAAAAUAAAAUGUAUUAAUUUGGACAUUAAUAAUGAGAGUCUGAUUUUGAUAUGGGACAAUAAUAAGAAUUGCAGAAUUCUCUGUGCAAUAUGCAUGAAUCAUUAAAUAAAAUAUAAUCAGUUGUUACACAAGAACAAGUACAAAUAAUAAAAUUUUUCAAAGUAUCAUAAUUUUCUGCAUAGGAAUUUUUCUUACAAUAAGAUUGUACCAUUAUGAAAAUUUUAUUUUGUUCAAUAGUAUAUCAGGAAAUAUACAUACAUGUACUAUCUAUAUUCUAAGACAUGAUUCAUGUAAAUGCAAUUUUUAUUAUUGUGCCUAGAAUAUUCAAAGAAUCGUGUUUUAUUUGUAUAUUGCUCAAUAGUUUAUACUUGUAAU
This is a messenger RNA of Nomia melanderi (Alkali bee), 4790 nucleotides long. RefSeq names its product F-box and WD-40 domain protein 7 (gene ago). Gene Ontology annotation, biological process: proteasome-mediated ubiquitin-dependent protein catabolic process; ubiquitin recycling. The record is from RefSeq and is a predicted model, not a curated record. Gene Ontology annotation, cellular component: nucleus; cytoplasm. Gene Ontology annotation, molecular function: ubiquitin binding. Lineage: Eukaryota; Metazoa; Arthropoda; Insecta; Hymenoptera; Halictidae.